Nothoprocta perdicaria is the source of this 5368-nucleotide messenger RNA. It is a transcript of the gene PPIP5K1, whose product is annotated as diphosphoinositol pentakisphosphate kinase 1. Gene Ontology annotation, cellular component: cytosol. Bases 169 to 4329 code for a protein of 1386 amino acids. The record is from RefSeq and is a predicted model, not a curated record. The transcript is spliced from 30 exons. Gene Ontology annotation, biological process: inositol metabolic process; inositol phosphate biosynthetic process. Gene Ontology annotation, molecular function: 5-diphosphoinositol pentakisphosphate 1-kinase activity; diphosphoinositol pentakisphosphate kinase activity; inositol hexakisphosphate kinase activity. Lineage: Eukaryota; Metazoa; Chordata; Aves; Tinamiformes; Tinamidae.
GGAUUGGAAAUUCACCUUUGUUCUCCUAAGCUUCAUUCUAACUUUUGGAGUCACAACUGAAGUCUUUGGGUGUGCGAGGCCACAAGUGUAUCCGCUGUCCUGGUCAGCAAUUUAGACAACGGAUUGGAGCAUGCAUCAUUAGCGGGAUGAUUGGUCACCAAGGCUGCAAUGUCGUCCUUGACGACCUCCAGUGAGGGAGAAAACUCUGCUCCCAGGUUUGUGGUCGGUUCCAGGGAUGAUGAGACAGACUUCCUUGGAUCAAACAUGAAGACAGACGAAAUUGAUUUCUUUGAAGAUGAAGAGGAGGAGGAAUCGCCGCCUGAACGGCAGAUUGUGGUUGGAAUAUGUGCCAUGACCAAAAAGUCCAAGUCAAAGCCCAUGACGCAGAUUCUGGAACGUCUGUGCAAGUUUGAGUACAUCACAGUGGUGAUUAUGGGGGAAGAUGUUAUUCUGAAUGAACCAGUGGAGAACUGGCCCUCUUGCGACUGCCUUAUCUCCUUCCACUCCAAAGGAUUCCCACUGGAUAAAGCAGUUGCUUAUGCCAAGUUGUGCAGGCCGUUUUUGAUUAAUGACCUUGAUAUGCAGUACUACAUCCAGGACAGACGGGAAGUGUAUCGGAUUCUUCAAGAAGAGGGGAUAGACUUGCCCCGCUAUGCUGUACUCAAUCGUGACCCUGACAGACCAGAAGAAUGCAACUUGGUGGAAGGAGAAGACCAUGUGGAGGUAAAUGGAGCUGUUUUCCCAAAGCCGUUCGUAGAGAAGCCCGUCAGUGCUGAAGACCAUAAUGUGUAUAUUUACUACCCAACGUCAGCAGGUGGGGGCAGCCAGCGUCUCUUUCGAAAGAUUGGCAGCCGGAGUAGCGUGUACUCCCCAGAGAGCAGUGUAAGGAAGACAGGCUCAUACAUUUAUGAAGAAUUCAUGCCUACAGAUGGCACAGAUGUAAAGGUUUACACUGUUGGGCCAGACUAUGCCCAUGCAGAGGCUCGCAAAUCCCCUGCUUUGGAUGGGAAGGUUGAACGAGACAGUGAAGGGAAAGAAAUCCGUUAUCCAGUCAUGCUGACUGCCAUGGAGAAGUUAGUUGCCAGGAAAGUCUGUGUAGCCUUUAAGCAAACUGUAUGUGGGUUUGACCUCUUGCGAGCAAAUGGUCACUCGUUCGUUUGUGAUGUGAAUGGCUUCAGUUUUGUGAAGAACUCUAUGAAGUACUAUGAUGACUGUGCCAAAAUUCUUGGAAACAUAAUCAUGCGUGAAUUAGCUCCACAGUUUCAUAUUCCUUGGUCCAUCCCAACAGAGGCAGAAGAUAUUCCGAUUGUCCCCACAACUUCAGGCACCAUGAUGGAACUUCGUUGUGUUAUUGCAGUCAUCCGACAUGGAGAUCGAACCCCAAAGCAGAAGAUGAAGAUGGAAGUUAAGCAUCCGCGGUUCUUUGAAUUAUUUGAGAAAUACGAUGGAUACAAGACAGGAAAGUUGAAGCUGAAGAAACCAGAGCAGCUGCAGGAAGUGCUGGACAUUGCACGACAGCUUGUGGUGGAACUGGGAACACAGAGCAACUGUGAAAUUGAGGAGAGGAAAUCCAAACUGGAACAGCUGAAGAGCGUCUUGGAGAUGUACGGACAUUUUUCUGGCAUUAACCGUAAGGUGCAGUUGACCUAUCUGCCCCAUGGACAUCCAAAAGCUACAAGUGAAGAUGAAGAAGCCCGCAGAGAGUCUUCCCCAUCUCUUCUCCUCGUGCUGAAGUGGGGUGGAGAACUGACACCAGCAGGAAGGGUCCAAGCAGAAGAACUGGGGCGAGCCUUCCGCUGUAUGUACCCUGGUGGCCAAGGUGAUUAUGCUGGUUUCCCUGGAUGUGGCCUGCUUAGGCUGCACAGCACCUACCGUCAUGAUCUCAAGAUCUAUGCUUCUGAUGAGGGACGAGUUCAGAUGACAGCAGCAGCUUUCGCAAAGGGUCUGCUAGCCCUGGAAGGAGAGCUGACCCCGAUUCUGGUGCAAAUGGUGAAAAGUGCCAAUAUGAAUGGUCUCCUGGAUAGUGACAGUGAUUCCCUUAGCAGUUGUCAACACAGAGUGAAGGCACGGCUGCGUGAAAUCAUGCAGAAGGAUGCUCAGUUCUGUGAAGAGGAUUAUGAAAAGCUAGCACCUACUGGCAGUGCUUCUCUGCUCAACUCCAUGACGUUUAUCCAGAACCCGGUUGAGAUCUGUAACCAGGUAUUUACCCUGAUCCAGAGUCUCACUUCCCAGAUACAAAAACGUCUGGAAGAUCCCAAAUCUGCAGACCUGCAGCUGUAUCACAGUGAGACUUUAGAACUGAUGCUGCAACGCUGGAGUAAGCUGGAGAGAGAUUUCCGCAUGAAGAAUGGGCGUUACGACAUCAGCAAGAUCCCUGAUAUCUAUGACUGCAUCAAGUAUGAUGUGCAGCACAACUGUGCCCUGAAACUGGAAGGCACAGCAGAGCUCUUCAAACUCUCCAAAGCCCUGGCAGAUGUGAUCAUACCCCAGGAGUAUGGGAUUAAUAAGGAGGAGAAGCUGGAAAUUGCUAUUGGUUUUUGUCUUCCUCUCAUUAAAAAGAUACAAUUGGACUUGCAGCGAACGCAUGAAGAUGAAUCUGUUAACAAACUGCAUCCCUUGUACUCCAGAGGAGUUUUGUCCCCGGGUCGCCAUGUUCGGACACGGCUCUACUUCACCAGUGAGAGCCAUGUGCAYUCCCUGCUCAGUAUCUUCCGCUAUGGAGGGCUCCUGGAUGAGAACAAAGACCAGCAGUGGAAGAGAGCCAUGGACUACUUGAGUGCUAUCUCAGAGCUGAACUACAUGACCCAGAUUGUUAUCAUGCUCUACGAGGACAACAACAAGGACCCAUCUUCAGAGGAGCGUUUUCAUGUAGAGCUGCAUUUUAGCCCUGGCGUGAAAGGUUGCGAGGAAGGUGGAAAUGUCCCUGCAGGGUUUGGCUUUCGGCCUGCGUCCUCUGAGAAUGAGGACAAGAAAGCAGACCAAGGCAGCCUGGAAGACCUCUCCAAGGAGAAGGGCAUCAAUGAGCCAGAUCGGGCACGGCAGCGGUCUCCACAGCCCUCCGAGCCAGUCAGCAUUCAGCGGCGAUCCCCCCUGAUCAGGAACCGGAAAACAGGAUCCAUGGAGGUGCUUUCAGAGUCUUCCAAAUCGGGAGGUUAUCGCCUCUUCAGCACCUACUCCAGGCAGUCCUCUGAGAUGAAGCAAAGUGGCUUAGGGUCACAGUGCACCGGGCUGUUUAGCACCACUGUGCUGGGAGGCUCCUCCAGUGCCCCCAACCUCCAGGACUACGCACGCAGCCAUGGCAAAAAGUUUGCCAGCAGCCUGACGUACAAAGACGAGCUCUUGUCUAUGCCAGCCGUAAAACGAUUUUCUGUGUCGUUUGCAAAGCAUCCGACUAAUGGUUUUGAAGGCUGUUCCAUGGUUCCCACCAUUUAUCCCCUGGAGACCCUGCACAACUCCCUCUCUUUGCGACAGGUCAAUGAGUUCCUGACGGCUGUGUGCAGGACUUGCAGCGACUCGCAUGUCCAGUCUACUGCAGCUCUGUAUGAUUCAAUGAUUGGCAGCCAGAUACCAGGAGACCCCUUUAUGUCUCAGCGAGUCCUGUCAUCAUCCUCUUUCCCGCUGCGGCAGCGUUUGGAUAAACCCCCUUGGUACAGCAGUGGUCCCUCCAGCACUGUCUCCAGUGCAGGCCCGUCCUCCCCAACUUCUUUGGACAGCUGUGCUCGUUUCAGCUUCAUUGAGAAACUUUCCAUCAGCCCCCCAAAAAGCGAGGAGCAGCUGAAUAACCUGUCCCCUGACCAGGGGGAGGCAGAGCCCUCAGACGGAGUGCUUGACUCGAAGCUAGGCAUGUCUGAGCUGUCCAUGGAUAAGCCUAGCGGGGAGCCGAGUGCCCCAGAGACCCCGAUCUGGAAUAAGAGUCCUGAGUCAGGCGRUGCCCUGGAGCAAUGCAAGAUGGAGGUGACGGGCAAGAACUCUGACCCAAAGAAGAAGAGUGUUGUGGAGCUGAAUGCAGAAGAAUGGCCUGGGGAAAUGUUAGAUCUAAAUAAUGCAGGGGAGCCAGAAUGUAGGGGAGGGUCUGAGGUAAGGACUACUGAGGAUAGAGUGAAGCCAGGUGAGUGGCCAGGAGGAAUGGUGGACCUGGAUCAGUCAGAGCUGUGGGAGGAGACUUUGGUGCUCUGUGAGGAAGAGCUGCUGGGAGAGGUGUUGGAGCCAGAGCCUGUGGGCAAGGAGUCACUUGGGGACAGUGCUCUGUUGGACCAGGAGCAGCUACUGCUUCCCGAGACGAGCGUGGAGGAGCUGCAGCCACUGCGCCAGCAGGAUGAGCAGAACUAGCGGCUCGCGGGGCAGUGCGUUGGCGGCCGGCUCUUCUCACCUGGAGUCGACCCAGCUUCCUGCACAGUGCGUCGUGCGGCUGGCUGUCCGUAGCGCAGAGGAAGCCAUGUCCCCAGGCCCAGGACUCUGAGGUGCUGGGGAGUCUGCUCCACUCCCAUGCGAGCCAGCUCUCUGCUGUCUGGCAAGUGACAACUCCCAUGUGCCACGUUAAGCUGGCAGCACUUGCAGUCUUUGUGCUGGUCUAGCACCUCCAUGGAGCAGUGACGGGGAGCUGCUUCCGCGCACGUGUUCCAGAGCUGAGUGCUUGCCAGGGCAGCGGCGCCUGGGGACGGGAGGGCCAAGGCUUCUGGUGUGACGAGGCAAAAGGGGGUGAUUGCUCCCUGGAAAUCCUGUUCUGCAGCCUUCAGAUCCUUGCCCAAAGGACCUGGGCUUCACCAUAACCACCAAACUCCUCUCUGCUUCUUCCUCCUUUUCUCCACCUCUCCAUCCCCUGUUGAUUGCCAAAAACAGAGCCAGAGAGCCCUUGGCCAGAAGCGUGGGAGAAGCAGAAGGAAGUCUGAAAGGAUGGGGGAAGGAGAGUAAUGCAGUGAUCAGGUUCAAGACUUCCAGUUACAAGAAAACCUCUCCUUGGAGUGGCCUUGCAUGCUUUCCACCUGGGCUGGGACAGGCAGCAACCUGGGGGUCUAGUCUGAGUUGAGCAGGGAGGAUCACACGGGUUUUUCUUGUCCCCAGGAGUCAGACACGAUAAAGCUCUGAACUCUUUGGUGACAAAAAAUAAGAGAAACUGCUAUAUGAGCAAAUCAGGAUUAUUAGAAACCAGUAAGGAGAAAAUCUUUAUUGUAUAUAAACUGAAAAUUAUUUAAUGCAUAUUUAUGUAACUGACUCAUGAGCACAAGCCUGAGGGCAGGAUUGGCACAGGUGUUGCUGUCACCUCCUGGGUACAGGCCAGGGCUGUGUCUCCCAUAUUUAUGGAUGAGUCUGUGUGUCUGUCUGUAGCUAGAAUCUGUUUCCAUGAAGCUGUGCCCAAAGAUCUCUGUGC